CCGUAUCCAUCGUGCAAGGUUAAGAUUGCGUGAAACAUUUCCUAAGAAACGACGGACGCGUUUCAUCAUCAAUACGCGAAUUAUUUAUACACGAAUCGAGUCGAGAUUUUGACAUAAGGAUUUGGAAUCUCUUCCAUGAAGAACGGACAUAAUAAAAUGUUGCAGAACAGAAGUAAAUGAAAGGAUAGAUGCAUAGUACUGAUUCUGAGAUGUAUAGAUUCAAGUAAGAAUCGUCGGAAACGCCGGUAGAAUGAGCAUGACCAUAAACAGAAGCAUUCUUGUUCUCGUUCGAAAUGGCAAAUAUCUUCAAAUAAGUUUCUACUAGAUCCUAGAUAUAAGAACGGUUGUUCAUGGAAAAAUUUUAUAACUUUGUGCGAUAUUUUUCAUGGAUCGAUGUGAUUCUGACAGGAUUGAGUUUUAUCGCGAUACAAAGAUGCUUUUCCAUUUGUGCGAUAAACAACAAUUUCUGGAUUCGUUUAUAACUCGAGCAGAUGAUCUAUCCGAAGAUAUUAAUACGGAAUAUCGUUUAAGAACUUUCACUUUCCGAAUUAAAAGUCAAGAUUCGACAGAGAAUUCUUGAGAAGUCAGAUUUAUCUUAAGCUGAGAGAAAAAUAUUUGAAUUGUAUGAAUCUCGAGAUUGAUGAAAAAUUAAGGAAAGUGCUCGAAGCGGUUACGCAGGAAACGAGACGAAUCUUGUUUCAUAACGAAAACUGUCUUAACGGAAAAUAAGUCUUUUCUGAUAGCUACGAAGUGAAAGGAAACGGUGAUGAAGCUAAAUUCGCAUUAAAUAAAAACUACGUAGAUACAAGGACAUAAAGGAAAUUAGAAACGAUGAAUUUGCUCCAAAGAACUAAAGUGAAUAUAAAGACAUGAAGGCAAAAAAAACGAAAGCUUCGUCGAUAGAAGAUCUCACUCAGUUUAUAUUUGUUUAAAUAUUUUGAAAUAUAAAUGAAAUAAAGUAAAAUUUGCCAACAGUGUCCAAGAUACUUAUUUAGGCGAAGAGGAAAGAGUCGACAGAAUUCGAGAAGAGAAGAUUUCUUUAACAAUGUAAGAUAACAGUUUCUAGCAAGAGGCCGUGAAAUUCGCAAUCGUAAAAAGUGAAAAUACUCCUUUCAUUACGAUGAAACGUGAUAAGAAAACAGAAAAAAAUGCACAUGAGAAGAAAAAAAUCUAGCAAAAAAAUUAAUCACAAGAAAGAAUUCAUCGAAUGACAUUGCUCCAAAGGAAAAGCAAUGAGCUUCUUAAUUAAAAUUCGGGCUUCGAGCUUCUUACUAAAAUUACACGUAUUCAUUCGAUAAAAGAAAGAAAAAAAACGGUAGAAAGAAUUCUCAUCUUCGAUAGUCUGAACCGUUAUAUCUGAAAUACUGAUAUUCGGAUGAAAAAAAUCUUGUUCACCGUAUAGAGAUAACCCACGAAAACAAUACGAAUUGAUCCAGUAGGUCAAUGGCUGAGCCCUUACUUGUUAGUCGAAUGGAAGCCUAUUAGAGGCGGUCGUGCGUGAAACAAAAGUGGAAGCGAGCAUCGUCGAGGUGAGUCGACUAUGCCAAUUGUUCAGCUUCGUCUCUGUCGCAGACCAAAUCUACAUAAUAUGGCAAUAAGUAUUAUCAAUUUCUUCAUAGCUGUAUUGAUACAGAAUAAAUGAAGCAUAUUCCUAUCUCUGCGUACACUACCUCUGGAAUUGGCAAUUGCUACAACUGAAGGAUAGUAAAAAAUAACAAAAACUAUUAAACGUUUAAGUAUAAUGAUUAAUAUAGAAAGAAUACGUUCUUGUUUGGCACAUGUUAAAUCGUAGAAGUGAUUUAAUACAAGUGUAACUCGUGAAAUAUCAAGUGAUUUCAAAUAUUUAAAUUAUGUUCGUCCUAAAUCUCAUCAAUUGAAUUAAAAUAUGGUGGUAAUGUCUUUAAAUUACGAUUUGUGAUUAUGUGUGUACGAGUAUUGUUCUUAAUAAAAAAAGCUAAGUGCCGAUAAUAAAUAAGAAUUUUAAAUAAACGCGUAAAAUCGUACUUAUUCGGUCUAAAUCAAGUGAAUAUCAAGAAAAAAUAUGUGUAUUUAAAAAUUUACUGUUAAUCACUAAAUUAAUGAAAAAAAUGCAGACCCUCGAAGUUUUCAUGAAUUCGACUCCUGACCCAUGGAAUAUGACAUCACUAUUGGAAAAUUAUACUUAUUACAAUAACACAAACAUUACAGAUUUACAAUUGAGAAAUCAAUUUAUACUUCCAUGGUGGAGACAAAUGAUUUGGACAUUGUUGUUUGCGGGAAUGAUCGUCGUGGCAACUGGUGGCAAUCUGAUAGUCAUUUGGAUCGUGUUAGCGCAUAAACGGAUGCGCACAGUCACUAACUAUUUCUUAGUAAACUUGAGCAUCGCAGAUGCGAUGGUAUCUACACUGAAUGUCACGUUCAAUUAUAUCUACAUGUUGAACAGCCAUUGGCCCUUUGGCACACUGUAUUGCAAGAUAUGUCAAUUCGUCGCUGUACUUACUAUAUGUUCCAGUGUCUUUACUUUAAUGGCAAUUUCUAUAGACAGAUACAUGGCCAUCAUGAAUCCAUUGAGACCUCACAUGGGUAAAAGAGCUACCCUCUGUAUAGCGAUCUUCAUUUGGAUCGUAGGAGUUAUCCUCUCGCUACCGAUGCUAUUCUUCUACACGACAUACACUCAAAAUUUCGCAAACGGCGAAAUACGAGUGAUCUGCUAUGGAGAGUUUCCCAACAGAGAUGACAAUGGUCUCAGUUACGACGAAUACCUAUACAAUGUGAUCUUCAUGAUAUUGACAUAUGUUUUACCAAUUGGAUCGAUGACGUUCACAUACGCCAGAAUUGGUUUGGAGUUAUGGGGUUCGCAAAGCAUUGGCGAAAAUACUGCAGGACAAUUGGAAGGUAUACGGAGUAAACGUAGGGUUGUGAAAAUGAUGAUUGUGGUGGUAGUAAUAUUUGCAGUAUGCUGGCUACCUUUCCACGUGUACUUCAUCAUAACAUCAUAUUUCCCGGAAAUUACGAACGAACCAUAUAUACAAGAAGUUUUUCUAGGUAUUUACUGGCUCGCAAUGUCUAACAGCAUGUACAAUCCCAUAAUCUACUGCUGGAUGAAUUCCAGAUUUCGACGAGGAUUUGCUCACUUUUUCUCCUGGUGUCCAAUGGUACAUGUUCCUGUGGAGUCCACCUUAUCGCGAUCCGAAGCAUUAACGUCUCGAUACAGUUGCACCGGAAGUCCUCAAACUAACAUCAGGAUAUCACGGAACGGCACAUCACGAAUACCUUUGUACCUACAAUCUUCGAGAGGAGGAAAAGAUCGGUUUUUGACUCAACACAGAGGGAGAAAGUGGAAAACUUCGAACACUAUGGACCAUGUAUCUUGACAAGAGGAAGAAGACCCUCAACAACGAGUACACACCUGGAUAUAAGACUACAUAUCCUAAGCGCGCAGCCAACUUCUUCAAAAUUUAUCUGAUGCAAAUGAAAUGAAAAAGGAACGAAAUGUCGAUUCCCUUUUACUAUGCAACAACCAAAACAAAAGCUCAAGUAUUCACUUUGUUCAAUACAAACGCUACCUGCUAAAUAUUAAAUAAUAUUUUCGUCUUGGUGUAAAGCAUGAAUGUCCAACCUUUUAGAUCUUCUGGGUCUCAUUGGCCAACAAAAAUUUGUUGAGUGCCGCAAAUAGUUUACGAAUUUUUUCAUUAGUUAA
This is a messenger RNA of Frieseomelitta varia, 3679 nucleotides long. RefSeq names its product tachykinin-like peptides receptor 99D. The transcript is spliced from 7 exons. The record is from RefSeq and is a predicted model, not a curated record. The coding region runs from base 2079 to 3353 and encodes 424 amino acids. Lineage: Eukaryota; Metazoa; Arthropoda; Insecta; Hymenoptera; Apidae. Gene Ontology annotation, cellular component: plasma membrane. Gene Ontology annotation, molecular function: tachykinin receptor activity. Gene Ontology annotation, biological process: G protein-coupled receptor signaling pathway.